CACUAAUUGCACAAACCAAAAACAAAACAACCAAUGGGGUCGCCAAUGGCCUCUUUAGUGGCAACUUUGCUUGUCUUAACAAUCUCUCUCACCUUUGUAUCUCAAUCAACCGCUAACUAUUUCUAUUCUUCUCCUCCACCACCGGUUAAGCACUACUCUCCUCCUCCGGUUAAGCACUACUCACCUCCUCCGGUUUACCAUUCCCCACCCCCACCAAAGAAACACUACGAGUACAAGUCUCCUCCUCCUCCGGUUAAGCACUACUCACCUCCUCCGGUUUACCAUUCCCCACCCCCACCAAAGAAACACUACGAGUACAAGUCUCCUCCUCCUCCGGUUAAGCACUACUCACCUCCUCCGGUUUACCAUUCCCCACCCCCACCAAAGAAACACUACGAGUACAAGUCUCCUCCUCCUCCGGUUAAGCACUACUCACCUCCUCCGGUUUACCAUUCCCCACCCCCACCAAAGAAACACUACGAGUACAAGUCUCCUCCUCCUCCGGUUAAGCACUACUCACCUCCUCCGGUUUACCAUUCCCCACCCCCACCAAAGAAACACUACGAGUACAAGUCUCCUCCUCCUCCGGUUAAGCACUACUCUCCACCACCGGUUUACCACUCCCCACCGCCACCUAAGAAGCACUACGUGUACAAAUCCCCUCCUCCUCCGGUUAAACACUACUCUCCUCCUCCAGUUUACCACUCUCCACCCCCACCAAAGAAACACUACGUGUACAAGUCUCCUCCUCCUCCGGUUAAGCACUACUCUCCCCCACCGGUUUACCACUCACCGCCACCCCCCAAGAAACAUUACGUAUACAAGUCUCCUCCUCCUCCAGUUAAGCACUACUCUCCGCCCCCGGUUUACCAUUCCCCACCACCACCAAAGAAACACUACGUCUACAAGUCUCCUCCUCCUCCAGUUAAGCACUACUCUCCGCCCCCGGUUUACCAUUCCCCACCACCACCACCAAAGAAACACUACGUUUACAAAUCUCCGCCACCACCGGUGAAGCACUACUCUCCUCCCCCAGUUUACCAUUCUCCGCCCCCACCCAAGAAGCAUUACGUUUACAAAUCUCCACCGCCACCGGUUAAGCACUACUCUCCUCCCCCGGUUUACCAUUCCCCACCACCACCAAAGAAACAUUACGUAUACAAGUCCCCUCCUCCUCCGGUUAAGCACUACUCCCCGCCUCCAGUGUACCAUUCCCCACCACCACCAAAGAAACACUACGUAUACAAGUCCCCUCCUCCUCCGGUUAAGCACUACUCUCCUCCACACCAUCCUUACCUCUACAAAUCUCCUCCUCCUCCAUACCACUAUUAGAAUUCUCUAUCACGGAGAACACGAUGUACACAAGAAGAAAAAGACAAGACGAAGCCAUUACUGGUGAUUGUAAUAAGAGAAAGAAAAGAUGAAAGAUAAGAAUCCAAGCACAGAAAGCUUUCUCAUCAUUUUCAAAGUAUUUUUAGAGUUUUAUUGUAAUAAAUAUGGAACAUGUGUCUGUUGAUCAAUCAGUGGUACAUGCAUGCAAUCAGUAGAAACAUAUUUAUGUUUGUAAGUUUAAUUACGUCUUGUUUCUUUCUGAUUUUUUUAUGUGCAAGUUUGCUUUGUCCCAAUAAUAAAAGAUAUUUUCUUAAUUAAAA
Messenger RNA from Camelina sativa (false flax), 1652 nucleotides. RefSeq lists its product as uncharacterized. Gene Ontology annotation, biological process: plant-type cell wall organization. The record is from RefSeq and is a predicted model, not a curated record. Gene Ontology annotation, molecular function: structural constituent of cell wall. Lineage: Eukaryota; Viridiplantae; Streptophyta; Magnoliopsida; Brassicales; Brassicaceae.